AUGUAUCUCUAUAAUCUUACGCUCCAACGGGCGACGGGCAUAAGUCACGUCAUAUUCGGCAACUUCUCAGGGACGAAGGAGCAGGAAAUAGUGGUCGCGAGAGGGAAGAUUCUCGAGCUAUUACGGCCAGAUGCCGCGGGAAAACUGCAGAGCCUGUACGCGGUGGAAGUAUUUGGCGAGAUUCGCUCGCUCGUCCAAUUCCGGCUCACCGGCUCCUCUAAGGACCUCAUUGUCGUGGGAUCAGAUUCUGGCCGAAUUGUUAUAUUGGAGUACAACCGAGAGAAGAAUCUCUUCGAUAAGAUACACCAGGAGACCUAUGGCAAGUCGGGAUGUCGCCGGAUCGUCCCUGGUCAAUUCCUGGCCGUGGAUCCGAAAGGACGAGCGGUCAUGAUCGCAGCCUGCGAGAAGCAGAAGUUCGUGUACGUUCUGAACCGCGACAGCUCGGCGCGCCUCACGAUCUCAUCCCCGUUAGAAGCGCACAAAUCGCAAACCCUAGUCUUCUCCGUCGUGGGCGUGGACUGCGGAUUCGACAACCCCAUUUUCGCCGCCAUAGAGCUCGAUUACGCCGAUGCCGAUCAGGACCCGUCAGGCCAAGCAGCAGCCGACGCGCAGAAGCAGCUGACCUUCUACGAGCUUGAUCUGGGCCUGAACCACGUCGUGCGGAAAUGGGCCGAGCCGGUCGACAACGGCGCGAAUCUCCUCGUUGCGGUCCCGGGCGGCGCGGACGGGCCGUCUGGCGUGCUGGUGUGCGCCGAGAAUUUCGUGAUUUACAAGAACCAGGGCCACCCGGACGUGCGCGCCGUCAUUCCGCGCCGCGCCGACCUCCCCGCGGAGCGCGGCGUGCUGAUCGUCGCGGCCGCGACGCACAAGCAGAAAUCGAUGUACUUUUUCCUCCUCCAGUCCGAAUACGGCGACGUGUUUAGGGUUACCCUAGAGCACGACCCCAAGGACACGGACCGCGUGACGGAGCUGAAGAUUAAGUACUUCGACACGAUCCCGGUGGGCGCGGGGCUGUGCGUGCUGCGCGCGGGGUUCCUGUUCGCGGCGUCGGAGUUCGGCAACCACGCGCUGUACCGCUUCCAGGGCAUCGGGGACGACGAGGAGGUGGAGUCGAGCUCCGCCACGCUCAUGGAGACAGACGAGGGGUUUCAGCCCGUCUUCUUCCACCCGCGCCGCCUCAAGAACCUGGUUCAGAUCGACGAGGUGGAGUCGCUGAUGCCUCUGCUCGACCUCAAGGUCUCCAACCUCUUCGACGAGGAGACCCCGCAGGUCUUCGCGCUCUGCGGUCGCGGCCCGCGCUCCUCCCUGCGCAUUCUCCGCCCGGGGCUCGCAGUCACUGAGAUGGCAGUAACGCAGUUACCAGGCGUGCCGAGUGCGGUGUGGACGGUGCGCAAGAGCGCGCAGGACGAGUUCGACGCGUACAUCGUGGUGUCGUUUGUGAAUGCCACGCUCGUGCUCAGCAUCGGCGACACGGUUGAGGAAGUCAGCGAUUCCGGGUUCCUGGACACCACUCCCUCACUCGCCGUGUCUCUCUUGGGAGAGGACUCGCUCAUGCAGGUGCACCCAAGCGGCAUUAGGCACAUCAGGGCGGACGGGCGCAUCAACGAGUGGAAGACACCCGGCAAGAAGAGCAUCGUCAAAGUCGGCUGCAACCGCUUCCAGGUGGUAAUCGCCCUAUCAGGCGGCGAGCUGGUUCACUUUGAGAUGGACGUGAGGGGGCAGAUGGUGGAGAUGGGCAAGAAGGACAUGCCGGGGGACGUUGCCUGCCUUGACGUCGCCCCAAUCCCCGAGGGCCGCCAGCGAGCGCGCUUCCUGGCCGUGGGAUCGUACGACUCGACCGUCCGGAUCCUCUCUCUGGACCCCGAUGAGAACAUGCAGGUGCUAAGUGUGCAGGCGGUAUCUGCCCCACCAGAGUCCCUUCUCUUCCUCGACGUCCCCACAGGGCCUGGCACAGAUGGCCCCUCCUCCACCGCAGCCGCCGCCUCCUCCUCCUCUGCUGCCGCCCACAUGCCGUCCAGCCUCUUCCUCAACGCCGGCCUGCAGAACGGUGUGUUGCUCCGCACAGAGGUGGAUAAAAACUCCGGGCAGCUUUCCGAUUCGCGCACGCGCUUCCUCGGGCUGCGCGCGCCGAAACUUUUCGGUGCCCAGCUGAGGGAGCGGCGAGCCAUGCUGUGCCUUUCCAGCCGCCCGUGGCUCGGGUACUCACUUCUGGGAAGCUUCCAUUUGACACCUCUGUCCUAUGAGGCUUUAGAGUAUGCUGCUCCGUUUGCAUCGGAUCAGUGUCCAGAGGGUAUUGUGGCGGUGGCAGGGGAAACGCUGCGGGUUUUCACGGUGGAACGCCUUGGAGAGGUUUUUAACCAGACGGUUAUUCCGCUAAGGUACACCCCGCGCAAGGCUGUACUGCAUCCCCGUUAUAAGAACAUUGUUACUAUAGAGAGCGACCAGGGCGCUUUCUCGGCGGAAGAGAGGGAGGAGCUGCGGAAGGAAGCGAUUGAAGUGACGGGAGCUGCAGAGCGGAUGGAGGAGGAGAGGCGAGAGAGGAAAGAGGCUGCGAGGGCAGCGAGAGGGGCCCGAGGGGAAGACGGAGAGGAGGGGAUGGAAGAGGAGGAGGAAGAGGAGGAAGAGGAGGAGGACGAGAAAGCCAAAGACCCGCUACCGGACGAGCAAUUCGGGUACCCGAAAACGGUCCCGUCGAAAUGGGCGUCGUGCAUCCGGGUGAUCAACCCCAAGGCAGGCGAGACGACAUGCCUCAUGGAGCUCUCAGACAGCGAGGCAGCCUUCUCGCUCUGCACGGUCAAUUUCCACGCGGAUAAAACCGAGGGCGGGGCGGCAGCAGGGCAGUACCUGGUAGUCGGCACGGCGAAAUCCCUCCAGUUCUGGCCCAAGAGGAACCUUCUGGGAGGGUUCCUCCAUGUGUAUAAGUUUAAGGGAGAGGACGGGAGGGAGCUGGAGUUGGUGCAUAAGACGCCGGUGGAAGGAGGGGUGCCCACUGCCCUGUGUGCGUUCCAUGGAAGGCUUUUGGUGGGGGUGGGGAAUGUGUUGAGGAUAUAUGACCUUGGGAAGAAGAAGCUGCUGAGGAAGUGCGAGAACAAGCAGUUUCCGCAUGCGAUCGUGAGCAUCCACGCGUGCGGCGAUCGCAUCUACGUGGGCGACGUGCAGGAGUCGUUCCACUACGUGCAGCACAGCCGGCAGGAGAACCAGCUGUACGUCUUUGCAGACGACGUCACGCCGCGCUGGCUGACCUCGGCGCUGCGCAUCGACUUUGACACCAUGGCGGGCGGGGACAAGUUUGGCAACGUGUGUCUCGUGCGCCUGCCGGGGGAGAUCUCUGAAGAGAUUGAGGAGGACCAAACGGGCGGGCGUGUCAAGUGGGACGCUGUAGGAGGGGGACGGCUCAAUGGCGCACCCAACAAGCUUGAGCAGGUGAUUCAGUUCCACGUGGGUGACAUCGUCACAGCCAUGCAAAAGACCUCGCUCAUUCCAGGUGGCAGCGAGUGCGUCAUCUACAGCACGAUGCUGGGGGGGGUGGGGGCGCUGCUGCCCUUUGUCUCACGGGAGGACGUGGAUUUCUUCUCGCACCUCGAGAUGCACCUGCGCCAGGAGCACCCUCCCCUCGCCGGCCGCGAGCACGUCGCCUACCGAUCCGCCUACUUCCCUGUCAAGGAUGUAAUUGAUGGGGACUUGUGCGAGCAAUUUCCAUCACUUUCGCUGGAGCUGCAAAAGAAGAUUGCGGAAGAGCUUGAUCGCACGCCAGGAGAGAUUCUCAAGAAGCUAGAGGACAUAAGAAACAAGAUUCUCGCGGGCCACGUGGUGCACCUGGUCUCGCGCCUCACGGGGGACUCCUCCCCUUCUUCCGCGCAUGGCGCGCGCGGGGGCGCGGAGGGGGAGGGGAUUCGCGGAAGGGCAAGGCUGUUGCGCGGGGGACAGGGGAGGGGCGGAGCAGGGGGAGAGAGGGGCAGCGGCGGCGGUAUGGGCGGGAUACGCAUCGUUCCGGGGGGAGGCUUGGGUCAUGUGCAGAUUGGCGGCCUGCCUGCCUCUGGAACCGUUCAUCUGGGCACGUUCAACCUUCAAUCGGACGGCUCGCAGGGCCUUCCGGACUUGAACCAGAUCGUGUCGGGUGUGCUGUCAUCCAUCGGCCUCGGGGCCUUGGGGCUGGGGGGCAUGGGGGACGGCAUGGGGGGAGGCAUGGGGGUAGUUUUGGGGGGGGGCAUGGGAGGAGGGGGAGCAGGGGGUGGGCGAGUGGGGGGGGGUGGAAGCGAGGCAGCAGGUCCCAGUGCGAAUGUCACGAUUGACAUUGCUCCCAUCUCGAUGCGAGCCACUCAGGCUCUCAGACGCCCCUCCCCGGCUGCACACGGUAAUGCUGCCCACGGCGCUCAGACCACCGAUGCUGCUGCUGCGACUUCGGAUGGAGGUGCAGGCAGGGAUGGGGGAGGAAGGGCGGAAGAAGAGCAAGCAGGGGAGCAGAGAGCGGGGAUGGAGCAAGGCGGGGGUGACGCUGGGGAACGGAGGGAGGGAGCAGAAGGGGCAGAGGGUAGAGGGGGCGGGGUGCCAGAGGUGCAAAUUCACAUGGACACCAUGGGUGUGGGCGGCAGCAUGGGCGUUGCUGGCCUGCCUCUCAUGAUGGCUCUUGGCGGCAUGGGACCAGGGGGGGUGGGGGGCCUGGGGCACCAUGGGGAGGAGCAGGAGGAGCGGGGUGCACGGCAGCAGCAGCAGCAGCAGCAAGGAGCGGGGCAUGCAGGGAGAAGGGACGCCCUUUCCACUGUGGACGAGUAUAUAUCACGCGUGGAGGGUCAGCUGAGGCCGUCAGAGCAGCUGGAGCACUUGCCGCCUGUGGGUGCUGCUGCUGCUUCUGCUGUGACUGAUUCAGGAGCAACAGGCACACCAGAAGCAGGAGGGGCAGCAGGAUCAGCAGGGGCGCGAGCAGGAGCAGGAGGAGAAGCAGGAGAACUAGAAGCAGUAGCAGAGGCGGCGAUGAGAGAGGCAGUGGAGGGCACGGUGCGGUUCAUGCGCCCCCAGCUGCUGCCAGGGGCGGGCGCAGGGGGGGAGGUGCAGGCGCAGGGGGGAAGCAUAGCGAGGGGGAUGGGCACACAAGAAGGGGUCCCGGGUGCACAGGCAGGGGGGGUGGCUGCACAGGCAGGGGGGGUGGCUGCACAGGCAGGGGGGGUGGCUGCACAGGCAGGGGGGAUGGGCAUACCUGCCGGGGGGGUGGGGGUGCAAGCAGGGGGGCUUGAGGCGCUGCUGGGAGGGCUGGGAGGCUUGGGUGGUCGAGAGGGAGAAGCACGGGUGGUGGGCAACGGAGGCGGGGCAGCAAGCAGGAGUGUAGGUGGGGCGGAGGGGUGUGGGGCGGGUGGAGCAAUGAGGUCCAGUCAAGGGGGAGGCACGUCUGCCAAGGAGAGAGGCAAGGCCCUUUCAGAUGCUGUUGCUGCUGGAAAUCUGAGCUUGGAGGAAUCAAAGGAGUGGGAGAGGGUGAUGGAGGCGGAUGACGUGGCACAGCGCCACAUGGCGCCGCAAGAGGGGCUGUCGGAAGCAUAUCUGAGCGGGAGGUCGAGGAGGACAGGCAGAGAGCUCCAGCAACACUUGGGCUCGCCUCAACCGCGCGUCGCAAACAUCAACGAAGCAUUUGAAAGGCAUGGGGUCCCUGCUUCUUGCGAAAAGCAGAUUGCACAGGACGAUGGUAAUCCUCCAGCCAGCUCUUUGGGAGCAACAAAUUCUGUUCAGGUGCCUUCGCGCCGUCGGUUGCGGGAGGAGAACGGCACUCAGGAUGAGGAAGAUGGUGUGAAUCGUAGCUUUAGGGGCUCCAAGCAUCACAAGAGCAUGGAAAGUGCAUGA
Molecule: messenger RNA, 5829 nt
Organism: Closterium sp. NIES-65
Lineage: Eukaryota; Viridiplantae; Streptophyta; Zygnematophyceae; Desmidiales; Closteriaceae
Source: the annotation of a GenBank genome assembly